AUGGCGCGGCGGGCUCCGGUGUCGGGGCUGAGCCUGGGCCUGGGCCUGGGCGCGCUGGCGCUGCUGCUCGCGGCCAUCGGCACCGACCACUGGUACGAGACCGACCCCCGGCGCCACAAGCAGCGCUGCGAGCGCCCCCGGGCCGGCCGCGACCCCCCGGACCAGCGCAGCCGCCUGAUGCCGCUGUCGCACCUGCCGCUGCGGGACGCGCCCGCGCCCCCGGCCCGGGCCCGAGGCCCCCAACCCCUGCCCGGGGACCCCGAGGCGUGGCGCGCGCGCCUGGGGCUCGGCGGGCUGGACGCGGGGUGCGGGCGGCCCCUCUUCGCCACCUACGCGGGCCUCUGGAGGAAGUGCUACUUCUUGGGCAUCGACCGGGACCUGGACGCCCUGGUCCUCCAAGGCAUCGCCCAGAGGUGCACGGCCAUCAAGUAUCACCUCUCCCAGCCCGUCGCCCUGCGCAACAUCCCCUUCAAUCUGACCAAGACCAUCCAGCAGGAUGAGUGGCAUUUGCUCCACCUGCGUCGGAUCACCGCCGGCUUCCUGGGCAUGGCCGUGGCUGUGCUGCUCUGCGGCUGCAUCGUGACCGCCGUCAGCUUCUUCUGGGAGGAGAGUCUCACGCAGCAUGUGGGGGGGCUGCUCUUCCUCAUGACAGGGAUCUUCUGCACCAUCUCCCUCUGCACCUACGCGCCAGCGUCCUCCUACGACCUGCAGCGACCGCCUCGGCGCCUACACGGCCUCCCGCCCGACGUGGAGCACGGCUACGGCUGGUCCAUCGCCUGCGCCUGGUGCAGCCUGGCCCUCGUGGUGGCGGCCGGCGGGCUCUGUGUCGCCUUCCCCUGCUUCAGCCGGACCAAGCUCGCCACCUCAAGGUGGGCCGGGGAGCUCCUCGGUCUGAGCGCGUGGCACGGCCGGUCCUGCGAGGGAGCACCCCCUCCUCAAGCACAAGGGAUGACAGAGAGCCACUGUGGGUUCAAGUGCUUUAAAAGACGGACGUGUUGGCCGGGACCCGUGGGGGUGGCCGCGGCUGUCUGUGCGGGCAGCUCUGUGAAAACCCACUUCCCAGCCUGGCCACCCACCCGGUGGGUCUCCAGCCUGCUGCUUGGGCCGCGCUGGGAGUCCCAGGCCGUGGGUCUUGUCCUGCAGGUGUCUGUCCUGUCGUCUGCUGUGCCAGCCCAGGCCACCUGCAGCAUGAGAGCGCAUGCCAAGGUGCCCAUGGAGAGGCACCCCAUGCACGCUGCCUGGUGGGCACCCUCAGGCUCAGCCAGAGAUGGCACUUCCAAAAGGGUCUCGGAGUGCACCCUGAGAUGCAGGCAGAGCUGUGGGGACCCCGGGGAAGGCAACCCCUCCUCGACCCCCAAGACCACUAUGGCCUAUGAGAAUCCUCAGGCUGCCCAGCACCUCUCAGGCCUGUUUCUUAUUCCUGAGAUGCUUGUCCAAGUCCCUAACGGCGGGAGACCCUGCACCCCCUUUUCAUCGUGUGACCCCACUGGCCAGGUCCACUGUUACCUGAGAUUCCUGGGGCCUCGACUGAGUGUUCUUACUGUCGUCUCCUCUCCUUGGUGUCCAGACCUUGAGUUUGAGUGA
Messenger RNA from Suncus etruscus (white-toothed pygmy shrew), 1584 nucleotides. RefSeq names its product transmembrane protein 178A (gene TMEM178A). NCBI's taxonomy places the organism in Eukaryota, Metazoa, Chordata, Mammalia, Eulipotyphla, Soricidae. Gene Ontology annotation, biological process: negative regulation of osteoclast differentiation; regulation of cytosolic calcium ion concentration. The record is from RefSeq and is a predicted model, not a curated record. Gene Ontology annotation, cellular component: endoplasmic reticulum membrane.